AGUCAAGCAAUAGCAAUUACAGAGAAUCAAAUCUCAAAAAUGGCUUCAGGUCACGUUGACAAAUGCUGCGUUGUCGGCACCCUUCACGAGGGUGAGGCCACUGGCAAGGACAUCAAAAUCGACGGCACCAUUGACGCCUACCUGGCCACUCCCCCUGCAGACAAGGCUCAAGAGGGCAAAGGCAUCCUCUUCAUUCCUGAUGUCAUUGGCAUCUGGCAGAACAGCAAGCUGCUGGCCGACAACUAUGCCGCCCAGGGAUACACUGUCCUGCUCCCAGACAUCUUCAACGGCGAUGCGCUCAAGCUGAACCGAAGUGGCGAGUUUGACUUUGUGUCCUGGGUCACCAAGGGCUCGACUGGCGACAACCCUCACACCCCCGCUGCCGUCGACCCCAUCAUCAUCAAGGGCAUCAAGGCUCUCCAGGAUCUGGGUAUCAAGCGGAUCGGAGCCGUUGGCUACUGCUUCGGUGCAAAGUACGUGGUCCGUCACUACAAGGACGGCAUUGACGUCGGCUUCGUUGCUCACCCCACCAUGGUGGAAGAGGACGAGCUGGCUGCCAUCACCGGCCCCCUGUCGAUUGCCGCGGCCCAGACGGACAGCAUCUUCCCUACGGAGAAGCGCCACAAGUCGGAGGAGAUUCUCAUCAAGACCGGCCUGCCUUUCCAGAUCAACCUGUACUCGGGCGUUGUGCAUGGAUUUGCCGUCCGCUGCGACACCAGUGUCAAGAUUGAGAAGUUUUCCAAGGAGCAGGCCUUCUUCCAGGCUGUGACUUGGUUCAACGAGCACCUGUAGGGGAUGUGAUGUUGAUGAAGAAAAGAAAAUUGUCGAGGAGUACGUUGCUUUGCCAGCACUCACUGCUGUUUAGUUGUCGUAUAUACAUAUCAUGGAUGAAUUCAACUACGCUGAGGUGCUCUUUGGAGAUGAUGCAUUGAAUCCCGUAUGAAUCUCUGUAAUUGCACUCUCUACUUUGCGCCUUCACCCAUUUUG
Molecule: messenger RNA, 987 nt
Organism: Trichoderma virens Gv29-8
Lineage: Eukaryota; Fungi; Ascomycota; Sordariomycetes; Hypocreales; Hypocreaceae
Exons: 3
Coding region: 40-792 (250 amino acids)
Molecular function (GO): hydrolase activity
Source: RefSeq, a predicted model, not a curated record